Molecule: messenger RNA, 895 nt
Organism: Rubroshorea leprosula
Lineage: Eukaryota; Viridiplantae; Streptophyta; Magnoliopsida; Malvales; Dipterocarpaceae
Source: the annotation of a GenBank genome assembly
GACUUUUAAUUUAGUUUCUAUUGAAAGUGCAUGAUUGAGGUGCUGUUUGUGAAUUUUGAGAUGGUUAUGAGAGUUGUGGUAAGAGCUGUGGUUUUCUGCUCAAAUUAUGGGAGCUUUUGCACGAGUUGACAAGAGAGGUAGUGACAGUUUUAUAUUAGUGGCUGCUAAUGCAUGAAGUGGAAAAUGUGCAUGGUGUUAUUAUUUCAAAGUGUUGGGUGGAAGAUUGUGCUUGAGUUUUGGAGAAUAUUUGGUUUUAUUCUUGACUCUUACUGUGGGGUUAUUUGAAAAUCUUUCUAAUUUGCAUGCAUGCCCUAUUAUGAUUUUGUUAGUGUCGUUUUUAUUGUUAUGGCUGUUAUCUUUCUAUAUUGUUGUCUAUUGUGUUUGCUUAGGUGGUAAUCAUACCAAUUUGGAAGAAGGAAGAUGAGAAAACAGGAGUUCUCAAUACCGCCAUAUCUGUCAAAGAAGUUCUUAAAACUGCUGGACUUAAAGUCAAACUUGAUGACUCAGAUCAGAGGACACCAGGAUGGAAGUUCAAUUUCUGGGAGAUGAAGGUCUGUUGCUCUUAAAGUUCAAGUGUUGUGAAGUUUUAGAUGAUCAUCUGGAGUGUAAAAGAACAAUUCAUUGUCCUAAGUUUCUUUGUUCAAAUGGAAAAGCCACAAACAUUGAUUCUUCCAUUGCCCAUUCAUUUCAAUUAUGAUCUGAAGGAUAACUUUAUGAAAAGGGGCCUUUUGGAAUUUCAUAAAACAUGGUCAAAUAUUCAGGGAGUGCCUCUAAGGAUUGAAAUUGGUCCACAUGAUGUUUCCAGUGGAAGUGUGGUCAUAUCAAGGAGAGAUGUUCCUGGGAAGGAAGGAUAAGUAUUUGGGAUUUCCAUGGAACCUUCAGUAUUAGAGCCUUA